Dissoconium aciculare CBS 342.82 is the source of this 516-nucleotide messenger RNA. RefSeq lists its product as uncharacterized. The record is from RefSeq and is a predicted model, not a curated record. The transcript has 2 exons. Bases 1 to 516 code for a protein of 171 amino acids. Lineage: Eukaryota; Fungi; Ascomycota; Dothideomycetes; Mycosphaerellales; Dissoconiaceae.
AUGGCAUCCCGCCUCCUCUCCCCAACCCUCCUCCACGCCGGCUUCCGAACCCCCCUCCUCGUCGCCGCCGGGGUGGGUUUCUCCUCGGCCAUCAUCCUCUCGCCGCUGCUGCAGAUCCAACGAGGGAGACCGCUCCUGCUGGACAGUUCGCCGGCGCUGGGGAUCAAUUCACGCGAUUGGUCCUCUUCUACUUCUUCGCGCGAUGCCAAAGUGCCCGUGGUGAAUGCCAAUGGGAAGCUGAACGCCGGCGCGGUGAAGCAGUUGAGUCUAGGGAGCAUCACCGGCCUCUUCGCCGGUCUAGCGGUAGGCUUCUUCUCCAAGCCCCUGGCGAUCAUCUUCGGCCUGGCGGUCGCGGGGGUGGUGACGGCGGAGAGCUACGGGAUUCGCCUGAUCCCCUAUUCGAUGCUGCAGCGAUACAUCAAGGGCAUCGACUUCAAGGGCGCGGUGCGGGACAACGUGGCGCUGAAGGUCAGCUUUGGGCUCAUGUUUGCGCUGAGCGGGUUUGCGGAGCUGUGA